Pseudonaja textilis is the source of this 2574-nucleotide messenger RNA. RefSeq names its product UDP-glucose pyrophosphorylase 2 (gene UGP2). Gene Ontology annotation, molecular function: UTP:glucose-1-phosphate uridylyltransferase activity. The record is from RefSeq and is a predicted model, not a curated record. Gene Ontology annotation, biological process: UDP-alpha-D-glucose metabolic process. Lineage: Eukaryota; Metazoa; Chordata; Lepidosauria; Squamata; Elapidae.
CGGGCGUUUCCGUGGUGGAGAAAGGGGAGGAGAAAAGGGUGGUGGUGAGGCACAGUUUUUGAUCCUCCUCUUUCAUUGAUGAAAUUUAAAUCCUUAGGUUUUUUACCUUGAAGACAGUUUCUCGGGGUCAUUUAUUUCUGAAGAUAGGUAUAGGAAGAGAGCAGGGAACAAUUGGGGAUAAAAUCCUGAUGAAAAUCAUUUUUUAGAGGGUGGGUAGCUAAGAUGACUAUGACUAGGACUUUUAUUUUUUUCUAAAAGAAUAUUCUGUUGAUAUGUAGAUUUUGAAUAACAGUGAGGGAAGAAUCUGCUACAUCAGGAGAGAAGUCACUAAAAAGAAAAUAAAGCUCUUAUUUUUCUGAGCUUUUCUGGCAUAUUCUGAAGGAAGUGGUGUCUUAAUUUUUCUAUAUUUAUACAAGAAGAGUGUUUAUUUUCAUAAAGAUACAAAAUGUCAUCAUUUGCAAAAGAUUUUAGCAAAGCGAUGUCUCAGGCUGGUACCUCCCCAUUCCAGGAAGCUAUUAAGCAAGAAUUGGAAUAUUCUAUGAAAACAGAACUGGAUAAAAUACUUGGAACUGCACCACAAAAUGAACUACAGCACACUAAAAAGGAUCUGGAAGGAUUUAAAAAGCUUUUUCACAGAUUCUUAGAAGAAAAAGGACCAUCAGUAGACUGGGGAAAGAUCCAAAGACCUCCAGAAGAUUCUAUACAGCCGUAUGAGAAGAUAAAAGCAAGAGGAAUACCUGAUAGCAUUGCUUCAGUUUUGAACAAGUUAGUUGUGGUGAAACUCAAUGGUGGCUUGGGCACCAGUAUGGGAUGUAAAGGCCCCAAAAGUCUCAUUGGUGUACGAAAUGAGAAUACAUUCCUGGAUUUAACAGUUCAACAGAUUGAGCAUCUAAAUAAGACUUACAAUACAGAUGUUCCUCUAGUUCUGAUGAAUUCCUUCAACACUGAUGAAGAUACGAAAAAAAUCUUGCAGAAAUACAGCCACAGUGGUGUGAAAAUCUACACUUUUAAUCAAAGCAGGUAUCCUCGAAUUAAUAAGGAGUCUUUACUUCCAGUAGCAAAAGAUGUAUCUUACACAGGAGAGAACACAGAGGCUUGGUAUCCUCCUGGCCAUGGAGACAUCUAUGCAAGUUUCUAUAAUUCUGGAUUGCUAGAUACUUUUAUUGAAGAUGGGAAGGAAUAUAUUUUUGUGUCCAACAUAGAUAAUCUUGGGGCUACUGUUGAUCUCUAUAUUCUCAAUCAUCUCAUGAAUUCACCAAAUGGAAAAAGAUGUGAAUUUGUUAUGGAGGUCACCAAUAAAACAAGGGCAGAUGUGAAGGGUGGUACGCUUACACAGUAUGAAAACAAACUGAGGCUAGUUGAAAUCGCUCAGGUGCCAAAAGCACAUGUUGAUGAAUUCAAAUCUGUUUCAAAAUUCAAAAUAUUCAACACAAACAACCUGUGGGUUUCACUAUCUGCAAUUAAAAGGCUGCAGGAACAGAAUGCUAUUGAUAUGGAAAUUAUUGUAAAUCCAAAGACUUUAGAUGGUGGUCUAAAUGUUAUUCAACUGGAGACUGCGGUUGGUGCUGCUAUUAAAAGUUUUGAGAACUCUUUGGGAAUAAAUGUUCCCCGUAGCCGUUUCUUGCCUGUCAAGACCACGUCUGAUCUUCUACUUGUGAUGUCUAACCUGUACAGCCUUAAUGCUGGGUCUCUAACAAUGAGUGAGAAACGGGAAUUUCCUUCUGUGCCACUGGUCAAGUUGGGGAGCUCUUUCACCAAGGUUCAAGAUUUUCUGAGGAGGUUUGAAAGUAUCCCAGAUAUGCUUGAACUGGAUCAUCUAACUGUUUCAGGCGAUGUCACGUUUGGGAAACAUGUUGCAUUAAAGGGAACUGUCAUAAUUAUUGCAAAUCAUGGUGACAGGAUUGACAUCCCCCCUGGAGCGGUUCUGGAGAACAAAAUAGUCUCGGGCAAUCUUCGGAUUCUAGACCACUGAGCUGCUAUGAAUUUCAUAUAAUAUAGUUUCACAAAUGGAAGACUAUAUAGGCAUUAAGAUUUGUAUACAAUCACUCUUCUGUUCUUACAGUAUUAUUUCUGUAAUCCCUUUUUAACUGAGAAAACUAAAAAAGACAUCUAAAUAACUCAGUAAUUCAAUUAAUAUAAUCUAAAGUGCAAUAUUGCUGAUACUCAAUGAUUUUUGAACUGCUUGUAACAGAAAAAACUGUGAAAUAAUAUGCUGUUAACUAUUAAAUACACCUACAUUAUGAAGUACUUUUUGCUACUAUAGCAGGUAUGUCUAGAAUAUUAUUUGCCUUCAAACUCUGCUAUUCACAGUAACUCACUCCCUUCACAAGGUGGUUCAGAACCUCAGUUGGACUGUUUUCUCCUGUUUACCCAAAGAAAAGGUACCUGAAACAUUUGAAUAAUUGUUUUUCAUCUCGCUUCUAUAAUGUUACUACUUAAAACAUUAGUUUACUUUUAAAUACUCAACAGAUUACCUUCUUCAUUAUAUUCAUAUUAACAGAAUAAAAUGUGUUGAGACAAAGGAGGAAAUGAAUUCCACAUCUGUACAGGUACUGAAAUAAAGAAUAUCACGUC